This is a messenger RNA of Bipolaris oryzae ATCC 44560, 942 nucleotides long. RefSeq lists its product as uncharacterized. Gene Ontology annotation, biological process: protein phosphorylation. Gene Ontology annotation, molecular function: ATP binding; protein kinase activity. NCBI's taxonomy places the organism in Eukaryota, Fungi, Ascomycota, Dothideomycetes, Pleosporales, Pleosporaceae. The transcript has a single exon. Bases 1 to 942 code for a protein of 313 amino acids. The record is from RefSeq and is a predicted model, not a curated record.
AUGCCCUAUACCCUCCCCCCAAAAGCCUUCCUAACCCUCAAAAAACUAACCCACCACGGCGACGCCGGCGCCCACAACCAAGGCAUCUACCUAACCCAGCACCUCCCGACGGCCAAAGUCUACAUCGAAAAGCGCCUCCUCCCCUCCCGUGCCGCAAAACGCGAAAUCCUUGCCAUGCGCCUCUGCAACCCACACCCACACCUCGUCUCUAUCUUCACCUCCACGCAAUCCACCUCGAUAAUCUCAAUCUACAUGCAACACUGCGAGCUCGGCAGCCUCGACACUCUAAUCCUACACUUCAACGCACACGCCACGCGCCUCCACGACGAAGGCUUCGUCUUCCGCGUCUUCUGGCACCUAGCCCUCGCACUCUGCUACUUGAGCACGGGAGCCGAUUACGCCACCACACGAGACCGGGCUUUUCGGGGUAAAUCCGCGGUUAGGAAGAAAGGAUGGCAUGGCAUGGUGCACCGCGAUAUCAAGCCUGGUAAUGUCUUCUUGACAAGAAACAGAGAGUGCAAAGGUGCGGAUGCGCAUACGCUUUAUCCGUGCGUUGUGCUGGGCGAUUUUGGCUGCGUGGGCGCCGGGUCGGAGCGGUAUUCACGACAUGCGCGAGUGCUGGGGCGGGGGGAUCCGCGGUUUGAGGCGCCGGAGCGCGAGGGGAAUGCGUAUAGUGAUGUCUUCUCCGUGGGACUCGUAUUGCAUUGUCUGGCGCGUAUGGUGCAGGUUCCCGAUGAGAAUUUACUGCCGGAUAGGCCGUUGGGAGGGCAGUAUACGGGGUGUAGACAUCUGGCAAAGAUGGUGCGGGAUUGUCUGAAGUGGACGCCCGAGGAGAGACCUUCGCCGCUGGAGCUGCCCAGGUUGGUGUUUGAGGGUUAUCGUGUGUGGAGGCAGGCGAGGGGGUGCGAUGGUGUUGCUUUGCCUAAAUGGGCUUUUGGCUAA